UUCUAUAAGGCAAAUAUACAUGUGUGCCAAUAAUAGUUCCCUUUCUUUCAAUUUUUUUUUCUUUUUUUUUAUAUAAACUAUAUAGGGAUACCUAACCCAAAAGGAGUGGGAAUUUGUUUUUUUGAAUAGGAGAGAAUCAGCGAGUGACGAUAAAAUCCAAAGAGAUGUGGAAGGGGCGGAAUCAAAUACUAACGGAAUGGGGGGUAGAACAUAUAGAUGGGGACAUGAACACAUCUUUCUCUCUCUCUCUCUCAACCACUACAUCUAAACUCGAUGAAGGUGGGGAUUGAGGAUCAGACACUCUCUGAGUAGUAUACUAUGAACCUCAUUCCUCACGACGCAAACAAUGUGCAGCACGCUAUCGUGCGGUACACGUCUCGAUAUUUUUAAUUUCUUAUAAAUAUCAUUAAUUUUCAAUUUACAUUCUUUAUUUUUUCUUAUUAUUAAAAGAAAAAAAAACCAAAAGUAGAAUUGUAGAUAAUUGAUAGCAAAAAUAAAAAAAAAAUGUAAAAAAAAAAUUUUUCCUAUAAUAAAAUAGAAAAAUUUUCUUCUAUAAGUGUUUUCUUCUUUUGUCACUAUUUAUUUAUACAAAAAUACAAAAAAAAAUAAGAAGAAAAACAGGAAUAGUAAUUUAGAAGAAAAAGUGAAUAACAAAAAAGCCGGCCGGCACGGCACGUCAUCGGUUUGUUUGUGUGUGUGUGUCUGUGUGUGUCUCUCUCUAUCUACAAAAUCUACUGCAUGUUUUUCUUUCUGUGAUAAAUUUUUGCUGUUAAAAUUUGUGUUUUGUGAUUAUUUUCAAUAAUUAAAAAGUGCAUGCUGUUUUUUUUUUUUUUUUUUUAAAUAAACCGUUAAAGCAGUGAAAUUUUUAUGAAUGAUUUGUAUGUAUGUAUAAUACGAAUGCGAAUGGGGUGUUAAUGAAAGGUGAUAUUAGUGGAGGUGGUGGUUUGGUAUGGAUGCAAGAGGAACUGCCUCAGAAGAGGCGCCUCGUGGUGCCGCGACUUCCUCACCAGUGCCAUCGUCAACUCAAAAAAAUGUUACAACAACGACUACAACAUCGAUUAUUACGACGCCAACAACAACUGUGCAAAGCGUUGUUUUGCUUUCAAGUCCACCGCCUGCACCCCCGCAAACUGGACAUCAAACUAAUCUUCCAAGAAUUCUCAGUAGAAAUAUUAAUGGCACAUUGGUACAAACUUCAGUACCUCAAAAUGAAGCAGAAUUACAAUUAUAUCGAGUGAUGCAGAAAGCUUCUCUACUUGGAUAUUAUGACACACUUCUUGAAAUGGGUGGUGAUGAUGUUCAACAAUUAUGCGACGCUGGCGAAGAAGAAUUUUUAGAAAUAAUGGCACUAGUUGGAAUGGCCAGUAAACCACUUCACGUGAGACGUCUUCAAAAGACUCUUCAAGAAUGGCUAACUAAUCCUUCUCUUUUUCAAACGCCAGUUGUUUCAACAUCGGCAGGAAAUUUGAAAACACCAUCGGUAACAGGAUUUCCUUGUAUUAGUCCAAGACUUCAACAAACAAAUUCAACGGCGACAAUUUUAUCAAAUUCACAAUCAAUGACAUCAGCUUCAACACCAUUUGUCGCCUCACAUUUAUCUAUAGCAUCAUUGCCUUCGAGAAGUGUCAGUCCAGUUGUGCCUACUACAAAUGUUAAUGCAACAAUAACACCUGUUGCCUCUUCAACAUUUAGACAUAGUCCUAGUCCCAAUAAUAAUGCUCCAUCAUUGCCGUCUUAUCCAACUGUCAAUAGUCCUGGUAUUUUACAGGUUGGCACAUGUGAAUCGUCUUGUGGCAGUGGAACAACGCCAAGUCCAAAUGCAAUUGCACCGGCAAGUCCACCUCAAACAACGCCAACUUUAUUACCAUCGCAAGUUCAAAAAUUAGCCGACGCUGCAGAAAGACUUUCGUCUUCAUUGAGGCCACUUGAUCCAAAACCACAUAAUGUGAAGAAAAAAAUAUGCAAAAAUCUCGAGAUAGUGAUGGCCAUGUCAGACACUGAUCCACGUAGAAUGGAAGAAAUAAGAAAAUAUGCGGCAAUAUAUGGAAGAUUUGAUUGUAAAAGAAAACCAGAGAAACCAUUGACGUUACAUGAAGUAUCAGUUAAUGAGGCAGCUGCUCAAAUUUGUAGUUUUGUUCCUGCUUUAUUGACACGAAGAGAUGAAUUAUUUCCCCUUGCUAGGCGAGUUGUCAGAGAUUCUGGUUAUCACUAUUCUAAAAGUCAAUAUUUAUCGUUAUCAAGAUCGCAUGAGAAUGGCGACGAAAGUGAUGUUGAAAGAUUAAAACGUCAAAAAUUGGAACACGAUAGUAUUGAGGGUGAAGACUCACCGCAGGUUGAAUUAGAUCUUCGCUGUUCAAGUUCAGAAAUUAAUAGUUCUUCUCUGAGAAGACAAAAGUCGAUGAGUCCAGUUUGGCAAAAUAAAGGUGAUAAUGGUUUAUUCAAUUCCAAUGUUGAAGAAGUUAGCGACUCUGAUAGUCAAUUUUCAUUUUCAAAUGAUGAAUCUUUGUCUCUUCAGGACGCUAACGAUAUUGAAGGAGAAAAAACUGAUAAAGAAAAUGAAAAUGAUUUUAAUCUUAAGGUAAUUGCAUCGCGUGGAGAUAAUAUAAUUGCAGUAGCAAAUCCAGCCCUAAUGAAUUGCAAUCGUUCAAUAAAAGAGGAGCCAGUUGAUGAAAAGUCAGUUUUAUGAUUUAUUUCCAAAAGUUUCUAAAUUAUAAAAAUAUAAAAAUUUCAAAAUUUUUUUGCAAAAAUAUUUUUACGAAAAAAAUUCAUUUCUAACCUCUAAAAGUAUAUAUAAAUAUAGAAAUUUCGAAAUUUUUGCCAACAUAUUUUUUACCGAAUGAGAAAACAUUUUUUUUUAAUAUAAACAAAAAAUGUUACAAAAAAAAAUACACGGGUCAUUUUGUACAUUGUGGCAAUAAUUUUCGAAUUAUUAUUAUAAGUGAAAUAAAAGAAUCUUGAACUCGUUUUUUUUUUGUAUAUUUAACAAAAUUAAUAUGAUUUUAGUUUUCUUCAAUAAUUAUUAUUAUUAUUUAUAUUUUAUUUUACAAUAUUGCCUUUAUUUGAGAAAAAAUGACCCAUGUAUUUAAAAAACAAAAAAAAUUGUAAAACAAAAUAAUAGUUCUUUGUCGCACUAACCUUUUUAUUUUUGUAUUUUACGCCCGCAAAAUGAUGUCGAAAGUGCGUCUUCUUUUUAUAACAGUAAAUGAAAUUACUUUUUAUGCAAUUGUAUUAUAAAUAUAUAAUAAUUAUUGUUAUUAUGUUUUUAUGUUCUAUUUAUAUUUUACAUUAUGUAAAUAUUCAUUGUAAAUAUAUUCCAAAAUUUUAAUUUUAUUUCACUCAUUUUUGAAAAAUAUAAUUAAAUUGUUAAUGUUAUAUAUAUUUUCUUUUUACUUAUGGUUUUAUCUUUUACGAUUAAAAAAAAAAUGAAAAAACUACUUUAUACACUGAAAAAUACACUAUUUAUAAAUUAUAAAUAUUAAAAUUCACUUGUUGAGGGAGCGUUCGUAAACUAUAUAUGUAAAACUUCUCAAGGGGGUGAAGAGGUUAGGGUAUUUGCUACUAGGGGCAAAAAUGGCGCUAGUGUACGGAAGUGUGCCACAAAGUGGGCAGGGGUUAAAUUUUUGAAAAAAAAAAAAAAAAAUUGGCAAUAGUUUAUAAACGUUCCCUUACAAAUAGUUUUAAAGCACUUGUCUACAUUAUAGUAGAAUAUACUUCCCGAUAUACAUAAAACAUAUUAAGAGAAAAAUUGUUAUCUAGUUUUAUAGCAAGAAAAAAACAAAAAAAAUUAAAAUAAAACAUUUUCUAAAAUGAAAACAUUUUUUUUUACUGAUUUUGAAAAGGUAAGGAAAACUAGGUAAAUUAAUCGAGCAACGGACAGAAAGAUUUCGGCGCAAUUUUUGAAAUUGACCAAUUACGAGUUUUUUUUUUUUUUUUUUAAUUUCUAGUCAAUUUUAAAAAUUGCGCCAAAAUCUUUCUGUUGAUUGUUCGGACAAUUUGUAAUUUCGGAAAAAUGUAAAUUCGGCGACGCAAAAGUUUGUACAAAUUAAAAAUUGUACAAAUAAAAAUUCGAAUAAAUUUAAAAU
Molecule: messenger RNA, 4082 nt
Organism: Leptopilina boulardi
Lineage: Eukaryota; Metazoa; Arthropoda; Insecta; Hymenoptera; Figitidae
Gene: nab
Product: NGFI-A-binding protein homolog
Exons: 11
Coding region: 950-2686 (578 amino acids)
Biological process (GO): negative regulation of DNA-templated transcription
Cellular component (GO): nucleus
Molecular function (GO): transcription coregulator activity; transcription factor binding
Source: RefSeq, a predicted model, not a curated record